This is a messenger RNA of Aspergillus welwitschiae, 1623 nucleotides long. RefSeq lists its product as uncharacterized. Lineage: Eukaryota; Fungi; Ascomycota; Eurotiomycetes; Eurotiales; Aspergillaceae. Gene Ontology annotation, biological process: anaphase-promoting complex-dependent catabolic process. The coding region runs from base 287 to 1414 and encodes 375 amino acids. The transcript has 2 exons. Gene Ontology annotation, cellular component: anaphase-promoting complex. The record is from RefSeq and is a predicted model, not a curated record.
AGAUCACUCUGCAGCCAUCUACCAAAGUUCUCUGCUACGGAUCUCGCCUCACAAUUAAGCUUGAUCGUUUUCCGAUACAAUUGCCUAGCUGGUCUUGCGCAUGACGACGGAACAACCCAGGCGCAGAACCACCUCACGAUAAACCUACCCGACACAGAUAUAGAGUGCGAACCACGCGAGCUUCAUUCCAUCUAUACCAUUACAUUCAUACAUAACGAUUCAAUUGAUCUGGGCGACCGCUUCCCUGUCCCCUAAACAUUAGCUCGCGCUAGCACCACCAACCACAAUGCUCUCCCUUCCACUCAUCACACCUCGCGAUUCUCAUGAACUCUGGUUCGGCUCCUCACAACCCUACCGAACCUCCUCCCAGCACCAGCCUUCCGCCGGAGAAACACAACCACAUGCCCGCCGCAAUGGCUCUACUGCGCUAGGCGGACGUGCCUCAGCCGCUGCCUCAGGAAAUAUGCUUUCAUCCCUCCUCCUGGAAGAGCGUGCUCUACGUGCGCGCAAGAACAAUAUUGCCUCGUUCGGAUACUCGUGGAUCAGGCCGGCCGGGUGUCCCAAGACUAUGCUGGGCAUGAAAGAGGAGGAGGCGGAACGCGAAGAGGCGCUGGCCGCCGCAGCGGCAGAGAGAGCAGCGGCAGCGGCAGCAGCGGAGGUGGGCGUGGAUGGAUUAGACGAGCUCGGGAACCAGACACAGGGUACUUUUGAUGGCGAUGGCCAGGAUGACACAGGCAUGGAAAGAGAUCUGGACGACGAUAUCCCCGACGCGGAUGCAGAUGGGCUGGUCGAGGAAGGCGAGGAAGGGCUGGAAGAGGAGGAUGUCGUGGAUGAGGGAGAAUACAUGGAGCGUGAUCUAGACGAUGACAUUCCGGAGGCAUUCCCGGAUGAUGACGAGCUCGAAGAGGAAGAAGACUUGGAGGAAGAAAAUGACGACUUCGACAAUCAGCCGGACCUGGAUAACGAUAUCCCCAGCGCGGCCGAAGAAGAUUAUGAUGACGAGGGUAUGAGCGAAGGGGAGGAAGAUAUGGGUCGGGACCUGGAUGAUGACAUCCCUGAGGCAGUCGAGGACCGGUCAGAGCAGGAAGAGGAAUGGCAACACACCGACACCGAUGUGGAAUUUGACGAUGAGGAGGAUGUCAGCUUCUCGCAAGACCCCUUCUCGCUGAGCUUCCGCGCCAGUACAACUAGCAGUCGAGGCCUGCCACCGCCUAUUCGGCGGGAGAGAGAAACCGAAGCCCAACGACGGUUCUUACAGCGGUGGAGUGGAGGUGGUGAUGCCUUUGACACUAGCAGCAUGCUCGUCGACGAUGAGGACCUUCGCGCUUCUUUGACCAGUCAGAGCAGCCGACGGAGUUUCUUUAGUCGGUUCCCUAGACGGCGCAUGGGAGGGCCCAGAGACAGUCUCGAGUGAUGACAAGUUCAAUUAAUACAUGCAUUAGUGUACUAUAAUUCUCAGGGACAGGUUAUGGAAUCCUCGGUUAUCGUGAAAGGGUGGGAUGACUGACGGUGUUUAUAUAAUUGCAUGGAGCCGAGGACGGCGUUUUGGGCCCAUACAGGAUUUCAAAGACUUAUGUUUUAGUUCUACUACCACGCAUGAUACAAUAACCUUGAAAGUAGCAG